Molecule: messenger RNA, 743 nt
Organism: Emiliania huxleyi CCMP1516
Lineage: Eukaryota; Haptophyta; Isochrysidales; Noelaerhabdaceae
Exons: 3
Coding region: 28-738 (236 amino acids)
Source: RefSeq, a predicted model, not a curated record
AGAGGGAGCUCGCCGCCGAUCCGGAGCAUGGGUUGUUUGUGUAUGCUCCGCCCAGCCAGCGCUCUCCUCCUCCUCCUCCCCGCGACGUCCCUGCGGGUCGGCGGCCUCCCAAAGCUCUUUCAGCGCACAGCAUCUCCUGUCACCGCCCGCGAAGCGGCGCUCGUCUCGCUGCUCUCUGACGCGUUUUCGGCGCGAGAGCCGCCCAACGAGGCGGCCGCAGUUGCCGCGGUGCGCGACCUAUCGUCGGCGUGCGUCCCCUUCGACGCUGCGCGGUUCGGAGAUGGGCUGUGGAUCACAGUCUACACUUGCGGCGCCGAAACUCCGCGCUGGCAACGGCUGGCGCAGUCGCGGGCGUCGCGGCUGCUCCCCUCGCCGAACGUGGCCGGCCAGCGCUACUCCUUCUCCGACAACGGCGGGCGGGUGCUAAACUACGCAGAACUUGUCGGCGCGGCGCUUCACAUCACCGCGGGCGGUGCAUUCGAGGCGGUGGACGCAGCGCAGCGGUGCCCCAAGGACUUCAGCGUGCAGAUCGACGGCGGCACCGUCUGUGUCGGCGGCCUGACGCUGGCGCUUCCCAUCUCGGGCCCCGGCUACCUGCGCGUCCUCUACACCUCCCCGGCCAUUCGCAUCCUCACCAGCCUCACCCGGUCGCCCGACCGGUGGGAGGACGCCGGGCUCGUUGCCGUGCAGCUGCCGGCGGAGAGGGUGGCGCCGGACUGGGUGGCCCCGUGUGUUUAACGCGG